AUGGGGUUGAAGAGCUUGGUUGGUUUGCCGGAACGUCUUGACAAUUACCAUUCACCAGUCGAACCAAAUGUCAAAGUGGAAAACUUCGGUGACCGUGGCUUUGGUCUCGCCACUACCGCGCAGAUAAAUGUCGGCGAGCACAUUUUUCAUGAGCGGGUCAUGCUGCUACCAGAAACUGACAAGGAUUUGCAUCCAUCAAAAUACGACGCCUUGGUCCUAGAAAAACUGAAACAGAUGCAUAUCGAAUUCCAAGCCUUUUUCAAGUUACUUCCAAAAGCCGGAGAUGAUAAUGAGCUGGAUAGCCCAGGUGCAAAGUUUGACCGAGCGGGAGCCACCGAGCGGAAGUUUGUCUCAAUAAGGGCAACAAAAAUAAUACCUAAGGGAGAGGAAGUGACUGUCCCUUAUGAUUUUAUUCAUAUGGCCCCAGCGGUUAGAAGGCAGUACAUGCUUAACCGGUUUGGAUUUGUCUGUCGUUGCAAUUCCUGCGACUUCCCUAGUCCAGCCAUGGAGGAAUGCUUCGCAAACAUGCAGCAGGACCUUAGACUUAUCUCAACACAAUUCUUCUCCGUUAUGGAUCCGGCAGUAUUCUUCCAAGCGGUUGAACGGUUAUAUAUCCUGACGAUAAUCCUGUCCAUCCGUGACUUCCGGACCGCACAAGUCCUUGAACAGGCUGCUCGGUUUGCGGCUUACCAUUCUGACCGUGGCCGGGCACUAGCAUUUCUGAUGAUGGCUAAAGCUCAAUAUAGCUUUGUUGAAGGAGCGAAAGGACCUCAUGUGGCUUGGAUAUCUAAACAUGAACAUGACGUAAGUCUGAUUCCAGGCUACGGGACAAAGGUAACGGGGCAAUCCAAGGAUACGGAUGUCUAUAAGAUAGGUCCUAUAGAUAGAAAAGGCGUGGCUAUCGCAUGUAUGGCCGGCAUUAGGAAGGGCAGAUACCUCCACUUGAGCUCUCUGCCAGACCGCCAGCAACCCCGCGCGAAGGACACUGAGAGCUCGUUAAAGCCAGAGGAAUUGGAGUCCCUGAUCAAAACCUUGGAGGAACAAAAGAAACUCCAUGAUUGA
Molecule: messenger RNA, 1062 nt
Organism: Microsporum canis CBS 113480
Lineage: Eukaryota; Fungi; Ascomycota; Eurotiomycetes; Onygenales; Arthrodermataceae
Exons: 2
Coding region: 1-1062 (353 amino acids)
Source: RefSeq, a predicted model, not a curated record